AUGAAAGGGAAGUGGAAGUCGAGCAACAAAAAGAAGAAAAAUGAAGUGUUACAGAAGUACAGGGUGGCUGUGGACGAAUUCAUUAAAAGCAAAGGCGGCGCAGACGAAGAAAAAGAAGAAGAGAGUGAUCGUGGUCUCAGGUUUGUGAAAAAGAAAAGCAGAAAGGAGCUCCGCAAAGAAAAGAGAAAGAUGAAAAAGGUCAAAAUGAAAAGUCACUACGAAGGCAAAAAAGAUAUUCCUGUGCCGCAUGUUGAGGGAGAAAACUCUGCGACAAAAGAUGAUAAACGAAAGAAUAAGAAGAAGAAAAGGGGUAAAUCAAAGACGGAAGCGUCAGAAAUCCCUGUUGAUCCUCCUCCGGGCAGCUCAAACAAUAAUAAAAAACCAUCAUCUUCUAAGAAGGGCAAGAAGGUGAACAGGCUUCAGGAAUCCAGAAAAAUGGCGCUUAAAGAAGCAAAUGAACAAGAGGACAGAGAAAUAAAGAAGCUGGAGAGACAGCUUGGAUUAAACAAGAGGAAAAACAAGCAAAGUCUCCCACAGUCCUUUGUAACUGAUGGACUUGAUUACAUCCUGGGUGUGCUGGACUCUGCUUCAUCAGCAGCAGGAAUGUAUGAUGGCGAUGAUGAUGAAGAUGAUAUGGACAUGGCCAGGGAGAACUUUAAAAAGCUUGAUGAGAGUGACUCUCAGCCUUCAGAUGAAGAUGAAGAGCCUGAGGAUGAGAUGAUGAGUGAUGGCAGUGAAGAUGAGGAGGAUGAGGAUUCAGAUGAAGGGGAAGAUGCGGAUGAAAUGGUUGAAGAAGAGGAGGAGAUGGAAGACAUGGAGGACGAUCAUGCUGCGCCUAAUGACAGUCAUGAGGCUGAAUCGGAAGAUGAAAACCAACAGGAAGCAGAUGAUCCUGACACAAAAACACCAGAAACUGCCACCUCUGCAAAGUACGUGCCGCCUCAACUACGAAAUGUCGGAGAUGAUAAACGCAAAGCUGAGCUGGAAAAACUGAAAAGGAAUGUGAAGGGCCUGGUGAACAGGCUGAGCGAGUCCAACAUGGCCUUCAUCUGCGGUCAGCUGGAGGAGCUGUACAUGACCUGCAGCAGGAAGGACAUGAGCGACACGCUGACGGAGCUGCUGCUGGCUGCCUGCGUCACCCCGAGCCUGAUGCCGGACAGACUACUGAUGGAGCACGUCCUGCUUAUCAGCGUCCUCCAUUACGCUGUGGGGCUGGAGGUGGGGGCUCACUUCCUGGAAACAGUGGUCCGACAGUUUGAUGAGCUUUACAAGAACCAAGAUGGUGAUGGCAAAGAGUGUGACAACCUGGUCGCCAUCAUUGCGCACCUUUACAACUUUCAAGUGGUGCACUGCGCCCUCAUCUUUGACAUCCUGAAGUUGCUGGUGGGAACGUUUUCGGAGAAAGACAUUGAGCUCGUUCUCUUCCUGCUGAGAAACGUCGGCUUCGCCCUGAGGAAGGACAACCCUUUGGCUCUGAAGGAUCUCAUCUCCGACGCCCAGCGCAAGGCCAACGACGCGGGGUCGAAGUUUCAGGAUCAGACGAGGGUGCGAUUUAUGCUGGAAACUAUGCUGGCUUUGAAAAACAAUGACAUGAGGAAGAUCCCUGGCUACAAUCCCGAACCUGUGGAGAAACUGAGGAAGCUGCAAAGGACGCUUAUCCAGCGAAGUGACGGAGGCAGGGACAUGAAACUCAGGGUGUCUCUGGAAAACCUCCUGGCUGCAGAGCAGGUGGGACGCUGGUGGAUCGUGGGCUCGUCGUGGAGCGGAGCACCCAUGAUCAGCAAGCAAGGGGACACACAUCCUAAACAGAGCACCGCUGAAGGACAGUUCAGCGCCAAAGUUUUAGAGCUGGCGAGGAAGCAGAGGAUGAACACUGACGUGAGAAGAAACAUCUUCUGUGUGCUCAUGACCAGUGAAGACUACCUGGAUGCGUUUGAGAAGCUGCUGAGAAUGGGUCUGAAGGACAAGCAGGAGCGAGAGAUCGUUCACGUCCUGAUGGACUGCUGCCUGCAGGAGAAAAGCUUCAACGCCUUUUACGCCGUGUUGGGGGAGAAAUUCUGCUCUCACGACCGCCGCUUCCAGAUGACUUUCCAGUUUAGUAUAUGGGACAAGUUCAGGGAGCUGCCCAACCUUUCCAGCAGCACCUUUAACAAUCUGGUCCAGCUGGUGACAUGCUUCCUUCAGAAGAAGUGUCUCUCGCUCGCCAUACUCAAGGUCAUAGAGUUUGGAGAGCUGGAUAAGCCCACCGUGCGCUUCCUGCGGCAGGUUUUAACCAAACUGCUGAAAGAAACCGAGCCCGAGGAGCUGGCCGGCAUAUUUGGAAGGAUUUCAGGAAUUCCCAAGCUCGGAAUGCUGCGGGAAGGCUUGAAGCUUUUCAUCAGCCACUUCCUCCUGAAGAGCGGCCAGUCCCAGGGACCAGCUGAGCAAGCAGCGGCGCUGUCCGAGCGCGCCCAGGUCGCUACCAAAGCCAUGGAGGCCAAGGAGGCCGGGCUCAAGCUGUAAAACGGCCCAGAGUGUGUACAGACUGCCCCGAACACAAAAACAUUUGCUGAUUUUCAUAUUUGUCUCAAGACGCUCUUGUAUAUAGUUAACAUGAAGAUAUUUUAAUAUUUUCAGCGGAUGAAUGAAUUCCUUUACACUCACCCAGGUGAGCACUUUGUACAGUACUUUCAUGCUCUUUAAUAAAUAUUGAGCUUAACCUCAACGCCGACUUAACAGCA
Molecule: messenger RNA, 2720 nt
Organism: Salarias fasciatus (jewelled blenny)
Lineage: Eukaryota; Metazoa; Chordata; Actinopteri; Blenniiformes; Blenniidae
Gene: nom1
Product: nucleolar protein with MIF4G domain 1
Exons: 11
Coding region: 1-2502 (833 amino acids)
Biological process (GO): ribosomal small subunit biogenesis
Cellular component (GO): nucleolus
Molecular function (GO): protein binding; RNA binding
Source: RefSeq, a predicted model, not a curated record